CCCUGCAUCACGUCGCGCAAAGGAUCAUCGGCCAGCUUCAGCCUCUUGCCUGUCGUCACCCUUUACUUUUUGGGCAAUUGGUCUUCCCUAUAAUCUCCAGAUACUACUUCAAACGCCUCAACACCACCAAGAUGGCUGUGGAUUCUGCUGCCGAAGACGACAACCGCUCGCAAAAGCGCAGCCACUCCGAGUUUCGCGAAGUUGAUGAUGACAGCUCCUCCGACGAUGACAUGGGCCCGCAGCUGCCCUCCGAAGCGCCCAAGAAGAAGCGACGAGUCCUGCCCCACGAGAAGUUGUACGUCGCAGCGCUGCCCAAGGCCGCCCGCUACUCGAAAUCCCUGAUGCACAAGGAGCAAAUCCUUUUUACGACGUGGACGCCCCUGACCGAGUUUCUGAUAACCUCCUCCAUCGACGGAGUGGUCAAGUUUUGGAAGAAGAUUGCCCAGGGUAUCGAGUUCGUCAAGGAGUUCAAGGCACACAACGGCGAGAUCAAGUCGGUCUCUGUGAGCAAAGAUGGGCGGAGCUUUGCAACUGCUGGGGCCGACGAGACGAUCAAGAUAUUCGAUGUCAUUACCUUCGACCUGCUGUCCAUGAUCUCCCUCAGCUAUUCGCCCAACUGCGUAUGCUGGGUCCACACAAAGGCCGCCUCCGUGCCAAUGCUUGCGGUAUCGGAGCAGGGGAAGCCCCUGAUACACAUCUACGACGGCAGGGGAGAAAGGGAGGAUGCUAUCCAUACGAUAAAGGGCCUGCACAGAAGCCCUGUCCACUUGAUGGCGUUCAACGAAGCGUACGAUUGUGUGGUGUCCGCUGAUGAGAACGGAAUGCUGGAGUAUUGGCGACCGAGCGGGAACUAUGAGAAGCCCGACGAGGUUUUCCAGUACAAGAGUUCAACGAACCUCUUCGAUUUCAAAAAGGCCAAGUCAGUACCGUCGUGCCUGACCAUUUCCCCCAAUGGCAAACAUCUCGCAGCCUUCUCCCUGCCGGAUCGGAAAAUCCGCAUUUUUGACUUUGCGACGGCGAAGCUGUAUCGAACAUACGACGAGUCUCUUCAGGCCACCGAAGAGAUGCAUCGAGCAGGAACGGGUUCUCAUAAGCUGGACAACGUAGAGUUUGGGCGGAGGACGGCUCACGAGAGGGAAGUCGAGUCAGAGACUCUCAAGAACAAGUCCAAUGUCAUCUUCGACGAGUCUGGAAACUUUAUCAUGUACGGAUCUAUGAUGGGAAUCAAGGUCUUGAACACCUACACCAACCAGGUGGUCAAGGUGUACGGAAAGGACGAGAAUUUCAGAGCCGUCAACCUUUCCAUCUACCAGGGCCAGCCUCAAAAGAAGGGCAUCACGACAGUUGAGAUGGGCGCAUCCAGCAACCCCCUGCUCCAGGAAUCCGAGACCCGCGACCCGAUUUUGGUGGCAACGGGUGUUGGCAAAGUUCGGUUUUACAUGUUCUCAAACGAGGAGGACAUCUCCAAGUCGACCCGAGACGUGCAAAACGAGCGACCGACGAUGCUUGGGCACAAGAAGGAUGCCAAGACGAAGGCAGCCGAAACAGGUACCGCGGCUGUCAUCCACACUAGUUACGGCGACAUUCACAUCCGCCUCUUCCCCGACGCUGCGCCCAAGACGAUCGAGAACUUUGUCACACACUCGAAGAAUGGCUAUUACAACAAUACCAUCUUUCACCGAGUGAUUCGGAAGUUUAUGAUUCAGGGAGGAGACCCUCUAGGAGACGGCACCGGCGGUGAGAGUAUCUGGGGAAGGGAGUUUGAGGAUGAGUUUAGUAGUCUGAAGCACGACAAGCCGUUCACGGUGAGCAUGGCCAAUGCGGGACCCAACACGAACGCCAGCCAGUUUUUUAUUACCACGGAGAAGACGCCGUGGUUGGAUGGCAAGCACACUAUCUUUGGACGUGCGACGCAGGGGUUCGAUGUGAUUCAUAAAAUUGAGGCGGCGAGAACCCACAAAGAGAAGCCGGAAGAGGACAUUAAGAUCCUCAACAUCGACAUUGUCUAAGAAUGGUAAAGAGAGCGGUGACAUGUUCUGGGAUACGCGGCUGGUACCCGGUUGGGAAGCGGGAAGUGGAGGCGAGCGGCUGGCACGGCUUCUCCACCUGAGUGGAUGAAUGGAAUGAGCUUAAUACAGGUAGAUAUGAUUGACGACAAAUAAGCAAAAGCAAAAGCAACUGUGCCGGGUCGAAACCCAUCUGUCAA
Messenger RNA from Ilyonectria robusta, 2206 nucleotides. RefSeq lists its product as uncharacterized. The record is from RefSeq and is a predicted model, not a curated record. Gene Ontology annotation, molecular function: protein binding; peptidyl-prolyl cis-trans isomerase activity. The transcript has 3 exons. The coding region runs from base 132 to 2009 and encodes 625 amino acids. Gene Ontology annotation, biological process: protein peptidyl-prolyl isomerization; protein folding. Lineage: Eukaryota; Fungi; Ascomycota; Sordariomycetes; Hypocreales; Nectriaceae.